AUCAAAUCGUUUCAACAUGCCAAAAGCUGUUUCCUUUGCGUUUCUUUUAUUCUAUGGCUUUAUCGUUCUCGUUCAGACGAAAACGAUAAAGGAGUGUGAAAAGGAGAUGCCAUUGUCACUGAGGAGCAAGUUGUGUGAAAUGCGUCAGUUUAAGAACGUCGAUGGACCGGAAAUGGAUAAGCAUAUGGACUGCGUGUUGAAGUCGAUCGGUUUCGUGAAUGCGGAGGGUCAAGGAUUCUACCACAACCUCAUUAAGCCGAUGAAUGCAAUCGAGAGGGAUCGGAAGCAUGAUUUUAACCUCGAAACAUGCAUGGGCAAAACGCAACGAAAACCUUUCAUGGAGCGAGCACAUGCCUUCUACAGGUGUAUGUUGGAUUCCACUUCUUCCGACACGUUCAAGAAAGUGUUCGACUUGACAGAGCUGAUCAACGCAGGCAAACUGAGCGCAGGAACCCAAUAUGGUCCAAGGGUUGCUAAAAUGGCUAAAAGAUUGAAUAAGAAUCGGUGCAAAUAAAGUCUCUACUUGCGUUCAUA
Anopheles nili is the source of this 534-nucleotide messenger RNA. RefSeq names its product 37 kDa salivary gland allergen Aed a 2-like. Lineage: Eukaryota; Metazoa; Arthropoda; Insecta; Diptera; Culicidae. Gene Ontology annotation, molecular function: odorant binding. The transcript is spliced from 3 exons. Bases 17 to 514 code for a protein of 165 amino acids. The record is from RefSeq and is a predicted model, not a curated record.